UUCUCGCGGAAGGUUUGUUCAGCAGUCAGAGCGGCAGAGAGAGAAGGCUGGCAGUACCGCUCUGCUAAACCUCUCAGUUCAGUCAAGCAUGUCGGUUUUCUGCAUGCAGGGAUAUCUACUCUACCCAGAUACAAUGAUUAUACUGACCGGCAGAUAGAAGCGUUUUGUUGAAGCCGAGGAAAUGUCUCGUUGGAUUUGUUGCCCGCUUCUGCUGCUGCUGCUGCUGCCCCUGGGUUGUGAAGUCCAAGCUCAAGUAGAAAACCGGGUGGUUUUCCUGCCGGGAGCGUUCCAGAACGUGAGCGUCUCCCAGAAUGAGACGGUGCAGGCCGUGGUGUCCCGGAUCCUCCCGGAGGUCGCUUUCAUCACUCUGCAGUUCCACACGCAGCACCGCAACGCCACGCUCUCCUACACCCGGAUGCCAGGCCGGGGUCUCUCCAUGACUGCAGUGGACUCGGGGCUCCUGUCGACUCUGCAGCCGGGCCAAGCCUUCCUCUCCUUGUUUCUGUCUUCUCCUGAUGCGGACACCGUGGCAGGCACCGGGGUCAUCCUCCCAUACUCCAGCACCGAUCCGGUCCCUGGAGCUUGCAACAUGGAGUUCAACCUGGACAUUGACCCAAACGUCUACAUCCACUACAACCUCUAUGAGACCACGAUCCGUUUUGCACCAGCGAAUCUAGGAUACGAGAGGGGAGAACCUCCGCUGGCCUGCGACGAAUCGACAGAAAGCACCACGCGCUGGCGGCUGCAGUAUGACAUCUACCAGUACUUCCUGCCGGAGAACGACCUAUCAGAGCGCAGCCUGUUCAUUGGCAUUCAGGCCGUGGCUGACAUCCAGGGCAUGGUGGAGAACGGCAAACGGGUCUUGACGCUGUUAUCAUCAGAUACGAGCAUGGCCGUGUUCAACUCCAUCCCCGGUCAGGGCGUCAUCUUCUCAGUGGUGGUCAGAGACCCGCUGCUGAACACCUCGGCCUCCUACGUCCCCGCCCACACCUACGCCUGCAGCUUCGCCUCCACCCUGGACGGCUGUCAAACACUCGGAAAGAUAUCUACCAAGUUUUUCUUCACCGUCGCUGGCUUGGCUGGCCUGUUUGUCUGCUUCUUCGGGCAUCGAUUCUUCAAAUGUGAGUUGUUCUGCAUGGGAUUUAGCUUUGCAACGUUUUUCUUCUUUGUGCUGAUCACAAGGACCACAGGACUGGACUAUGACAUCUGUCUGGCCCUGUCGGCAGUGAUCGGCGUGGUGGGCGGCGUCCUCCUGGUGAUGAGCUGGUGGCGCUUCGGUUCGGUCAUGGCCUGCAUCGUCGUGGUUGGACUGAUGCUUGGCUUCCUCAUCGCCUCCACCGUCCUCUUCACUCCUCUUGGUGACCUGGAUUUGUUCAGGCGUUCAAACGCGGUUUUCUGGGUGACGUUCUGCUGCAUCAUGUUCAUUGUUCCGCUGUUCUUCGUGCGCUGGCCCAGAGAGGGCAACAUCGUGACGUGCGGCAUCGUCGGCGCGUACGCCGUCAUUCUGGCCGUCAACGCCUACGUUUACACCAGCCUGUCCUACAUCACGCUGAACAUCCUCAAGCGCUUCCUCAACAACAACUUCAACGCCGCGUUCACUGACGUGCCCUUCCAAGCCAUCGACUACGUCCUGAUCACGGUGUGGGUGGUGCUGGGCGUCUGCGGCAUCGUGCUGCAGCUGUACCGCGAGCGCUCCCGCCCGUUCUUCCCACCCAGCCCGUACCUCAUGUGGCUGCAGGAACGCGAGCGCCGCAAGACCAACGUGCUGGACCCGAGCCACCACUUCCCGCCGCUGGCCAACCGCCUCCUGGCCCGAGUACGCCAGCUCACCAAGAGGAUGGAGCCAGCCGGAGAACACACGCCUCUGCUCCUGUGAAGCACCGCAACACGCCGUCUCCGUCGCCGUCACCGUCGCCGUCUCCGUCUAAAAGGCCCAUUCAGGGUUCAAAGUUAGCGCCAUCUACCGGCCAAAUGCUGG
Messenger RNA from Sander lucioperca (pikeperch), 1978 nucleotides. It is a transcript of the gene tm7sf3, whose product is annotated as transmembrane 7 superfamily member 3. The transcript is spliced from 12 exons. The record is from RefSeq and is a predicted model, not a curated record. Lineage: Eukaryota; Metazoa; Chordata; Actinopteri; Perciformes; Percidae. The coding region runs from base 182 to 1876 and encodes 564 amino acids.